Messenger RNA from Ostertagia ostertagi, 183 nucleotides. NCBI's taxonomy places the organism in Eukaryota, Metazoa, Nematoda, Chromadorea, Rhabditida, Trichostrongylidae. The record is from the annotation of a GenBank genome assembly.
AUGUCGGCUGAAGAUAUCGAAGAGAUCUUGGCCGAAAUUGACGGCGAGCAGAUCGAAGAAUACCAGAAAUUCUUCGAUGACUUCGACCGCGGAAAGCAGGGCUACAUCAUGGCCACUCAGAUCGGCCAGAUCAUGCGCGCUAUGGAGCAGGAAUUCGAUGAGAAGGUGAGCCAGGAACAUUGA